AUGAAGCAAUGGCGUCAUUGGCGUCGCUCUCGUCUUCGGGUCUCCUUGCCGAACCUACGGUCUUCUCCGUCCCGAGUCUUGAGCACAGCAAGGCCGCUCCUCAGCUCUGGUCACGAUCCUCGCAUUCGCGAUCUUGGGCGGCGUAUACACGAUGACUAUGCUACUAUCCGCGAGACUUACGCAACGCCAAAGUACCCCAUAGUUCUGGCUCACGGCCUAUUCGGCUUCUCCGAGCUCAGGGUCUCGCCUCUUCUCCCAACCAUCGAAUACUGGAACGGCAUCAAGCAAGCCCUCACAGCGAACAACUGCACCGUCAUCACCGCCUCCGUCCCACCAUCCGGCUCAAUCGAGGAGCGCGCCGCCAAGCUCGCCGCCGACAUCCUCGCGCAAACCACAGCCUCCCUCUCCAGCGCCCACGAUGGCCAGCCGCCCGCCGUCAACAUCAUCGCCCACAGCAUGGGCGGCCUGGACGCGCGCUACAUGAUCUCCCUGCUGCGCCCGUCCGGCAUCAGGAUCGCGUCGCUCGUCACCAUUGCCACGCCGCAUCGCGGGAGCGCCUUUGCGGACUACCUGGUCGAGCGCGGCGCCGGGCCGCUCCACCUGCCGCGGCUGUACGGCGUGAUCCGGCGCGCUGGCCUGGGGACCUCUGCGUUUGGGCAGCUGACGACGCGGUACAUGCGGGACGAAUUCAACCCGCGGGUGCGCGACGACGAGGCUGUGAGGUACUUUUCGUACGGCGCGGCCAUCGACGAGCCGUCGCUGUUGGGGGCCUUUCGGCUGCCGCACAAUGUCGUGGACAGGAGGGAGGGCGAGAAUGACGGGCUAGUCAGCGUCGAGAGCAGUCGCUGGGGGAUGUACAAGGGGACACUGAUGGGAGUAAGUCACUUGGAUCUCAUCAAUUGGUCGAAUCGUGCGCGGUGGACGGUGCGUGAGUGGAUGGGCAUGAGGAGGACGUUCAAUGCUGUAGCGUUUUACCUAGACGUGGUUGACAUGUUAGCCAAGGAGGGCUUGUGA
Molecule: messenger RNA, 1014 nt
Organism: Trichoderma virens Gv29-8
Lineage: Eukaryota; Fungi; Ascomycota; Sordariomycetes; Hypocreales; Hypocreaceae
Exons: 2
Coding region: 1-1014 (337 amino acids)
Molecular function (GO): triacylglycerol lipase activity
Source: RefSeq, a predicted model, not a curated record